AUUUGGUUACAUUGAGUCCACAAUUCGUGUCAGCCCUCCAUAAUCACCGCUAUUUCAGCGAUGAAAUGAAGACAGUUGUCCAGAAAUUAUCGACGGAUGGCGAGAAAAUACUAUUUAUUUUGGUUUGGUUUACGAGAUCCAGGAGUACUUGCGAUGAAAUGAUCCGAUUGUUAUGGGAAUCGGGACAGAAGGAGGCCUCACAACGACUAACCCAUUAUAACACAUCCAAUGGGCACAUGGAGUUUAGGAUACACCCUGAUAUUCCUACCCUGAAUAUGCGGGUA
Messenger RNA from Oppiella nova, 284 nucleotides. The record is from the annotation of a GenBank genome assembly. NCBI's taxonomy places the organism in Eukaryota, Metazoa, Arthropoda, Arachnida, Sarcoptiformes, Oppiidae.